Messenger RNA from Synchiropus splendidus (mandarinfish), 1703 nucleotides. RefSeq names its product ABI gene family member 3-like. Bases 121 to 1587 code for a protein of 488 amino acids. The transcript is spliced from 11 exons. Gene Ontology annotation, molecular function: SH3 domain binding. NCBI's taxonomy places the organism in Eukaryota, Metazoa, Chordata, Actinopteri, Syngnathiformes, Callionymidae. Gene Ontology annotation, cellular component: lamellipodium. The record is from RefSeq and is a predicted model, not a curated record.
CUUUCUUCUUGCACACGGAGAAACUUCAGAAACCGUAUUUGCCAACAGAUCCUGAUGAUUCAGCAAUAAUCAUGCAUUUAAAAUCCCAUGACUUGAACAUCAAGGUCCCUGAGGAAGGUGAUGCAGUCUUCAGAAAUGUUUGACGGAGGAGAGAAGAUCCUUCAUGACGUGCCAGAAGCCCAGAAUGCUCUUCUGGAAAAUCACCGUAGUCUUCUCAAAGUCUCGGAGUACUGCUACCAAAACUACAUCCAGUCAGGCAACAGAUCAGCGCUGGCUCUGGAGGAGACCAAGAAGCUGACCUACCAAUCUUUGGCGAGUGUGGCAUAUCAGAUCAACUCUCUGGCCAGCAGAGUGCUGAGUCAGCUGGACACUCAGGCCAAUCAGCUGCUGCACCUGGAGUCGUCCAUCAACCUGAUUGGUCAGGCCGUGGAGAUGCACCGCGAGAAAGUGGCUCGGCGGGAGAUCGGCGUCUUCACGUUGGUGCAACGAGUCGCACAUGCUCACAAAAUCCUCCCCCCCUCACCCCAACCACCGCAAACCUACAGCCGAUGUCCCAUCGACUACCAGCUGCUGGACCACCUUGGACAUGGAGCCAGGAUUUCUGGGAGACCAGCAAAACAAAGCGGAACCAUCCGGACCCUUGGAUCCACCCUCAGAACCAGCCGAAGCUCUGAGGUACCCCUGUAUGGAUCACUGGCCCCUGCAGAACCUCCAGAACCAGCUGCUGCUUCCAGCUUCAGGAUUGGAAAACAGGUGGAGCCGCCGACCGUGCCUCAUCUGACGUCACCGAGUAGUGCUCCUGGCUCUUCCCCCUCUCACCCACUCCACUCUCCUGGAGGGGUUGAGGCUCUGCCACUGCCACCAGACCGUCCAGCAGAGGCGGAGGUCCUGCCUCCUCCACCGGACCCUCCUGCAGAGGCUGAGGUCCCGCCUCCUCCACCAGACCCUCCUGCAGAGGCCGAGGUCCUGCCACCUCCACCGGACCCUCCUGCAGAUGUUGAGGUCCUGCCUCCUCCACCGGAUCCUCCUGCAGAGGCUGAGGUCCUGCCUCCCGAACCCGACACAUCUCUACCAGUUGAUCCCCACCCUCAAAAUGCUGAGGCCCCUGCUCCUCCAUCCAACCUGCCUGUUGCAGUCCCGGCCUCACCGCAUCUUGCUCACCCACCUGCAGCUGCUGAGGCCUCGCCCCUUCCACCUGAAUGUUUAGAGGCUGCUUCACCUGGAGCUGUAAAGGUUCCGACAGUGGCCUCCACCACCAGGGGGCGACCUCCUCGUCGCUCAGCGCUCAGCACCUUGUCUCUGAGGCUUCCAUCAGGCUCCGGCCGCCACCGCUGCCAAACCCGCUCUCUCUUCCUGCCGUCGUUUAUCAUCCCCCCUCCUCCCCCAUACCCCGCCCCCUCUGUCCCCUCGCAGCCGCCGCCUCCCCCGCCAAGGUUCUGCCUCCCUGCUCGGCUGGAUCACCUGGAUCUGGAGAUCUUAACUCCGCCUCCAUGUCUCUUAUUGGACAAUGAAGGAGGCUGUGACGACAUGACACCGCCCCCUUCUGACCAACCGAAGCAAACACCACAGUCGUCUCAAGUCCAAUAGAAAAAGUGGAGAACCCGCCGUAUCAGAUGUGAGGCAGCAGAGGAGCAUAGACGAUUUAUUCCAGCUUGCUUGAAUCACUUCGAAGAAAUGUUUGUGAAAAAUUAAUAAAAAGUGUC